Molecule: messenger RNA, 895 nt
Organism: Hibiscus syriacus
Lineage: Eukaryota; Viridiplantae; Streptophyta; Magnoliopsida; Malvales; Malvaceae
Product: probable calcium-binding protein CML25
Exons: 1
Coding region: 271-882 (203 amino acids)
Molecular function (GO): calcium ion binding
Source: RefSeq, a predicted model, not a curated record
ACAGGAAAUUCAAGUAUUCAACCACCCAACAAGAUGCUUCCAAGUUGUUUUUUCUCCACAAAUUUUGUGAUGCAAUCACCGCCUGAAUUCUCUCUGUGUAGCAAACCCAAUAACAUUCCUUCCCACUGUUUAUAGCAAUCGAUCAAUGAUUAUUUGCAGUAACAACGAAUCUCCCAGUUUUCCUUUCGUCUCCUAAUUCCAUAUACGAUCCGAUUUCCCUUUUUUGUUCCAUUUUUUGAGUGUUUUGAUCACGAGGAGGUUCCAAGCUUAAUGGGAUUUGGGUCGAUUUUCAAUCGGAAGAAGAAGCGAGGUUCCACGAAUUCAGCUGCUUCUUCACCGGAUGUUCCAUCGAAGAAAUCGUUGUUCAUCCAAUUCCCGAUGCGAUCCUCCUUGGGAAAUUUCGCCCAGACCCAACUCCAAGAAAUCGAAGGAGUGUUCAAAACGUUGGACGCCAACGGCGACGGCAAGAUCUCGGCGUUGGAGCUCGGUUCCAUCUUGAGAUCACUCGGCCAACGGCCCUCCGACGAGGAACUCGACGAGAUGAUCAAGGAAUUCGACGCCGACGGCGAUGGGUUCAUCGAUUUCAACGAGUUCAUCGAGCUGAACACCAGAGGGAUCGACCACGAAGAGGUUCUGGAGAACCUGAAGGACGCUUUCUCGGUGUACGACAUCGACGGGGACGGUUCGAUUUCAGCCGAGGAACUCCACGAGGUGCUCCAAAGCCUCGGGGAUGAGUGCUCGAUCGCCGAGUGUAGGAAGAUGAUAAGCGGCGUGGAUAAUGACGGGAAUGGGAUGAUUGAUUUCGAGGAGUUCAAGGUGAUGAUGAUGGCUGGGGCCACUUUUGGCUCCAUUGAAUCCGAUAAGAGAAAGGUUGCCGUCUAAAUCAAUUCAUCAU